AUGGAGCUGCAAGACCGCAUAGUGGACUCCACGUUAAUAAAUUUCGACAUGAACCUGAUAGAGUUUCCGCAAAAGUACACUUUGGGACCGAAGCAGCAGGUGGAUAAUACCCCGCCCGGUGCGAACAACCAGGCGCGGCUGAACGACCCACCCUGGUGCAGGGGCUUGGAGAACGGCGUGCGCACCGCGGAGCACCUUGCCGAGCAUCUGGUGAUGGGUCCACCGAGGUACUACAGCCGCGGGGCCCACGGGCACGCCAAGUCCAAACGGAGGAGGAUCAUCACCGUGGUCCAGCGACAGGCGGCCAAUGUGCGGGAGAGAAAGCGGAUGUUUGGCCUGAACGAGGCCUUUGAUGAACUGAGGACGAAGGUCCCUACAUUCGCCUACGAGAAGAGACUGUCCCGUAUCGAGACUCUCCGCCUAGCCAUCGUCUACAUCUCCUUCAUGACGGACCUGCUGGAGAACACCUGA
Messenger RNA from Xiphias gladius (swordfish), 471 nucleotides. It is a transcript of the gene ferd3l, whose product is annotated as neurogenic differentiation factor 2. The record is from RefSeq and is a predicted model, not a curated record. NCBI's taxonomy places the organism in Eukaryota, Metazoa, Chordata, Actinopteri, Istiophoriformes, Xiphiidae. The transcript has a single exon. Gene Ontology annotation, molecular function: protein dimerization activity; DNA-binding transcription factor activity, RNA polymerase II-specific; RNA polymerase II transcription regulatory region sequence-specific DNA binding. Bases 1 to 471 code for a protein of 156 amino acids. Gene Ontology annotation, biological process: developmental process; regulation of transcription by RNA polymerase II.